CAAAAUUAAAACCGAAGUAGGAAAAAUGACAAAUAGAACUAAUUGGAGCUCUCUGCGGUAAACCCAAAACGGAAACCCAAAACCCCUCCUCGAGUCACUUCACAUUUAUUCCCUCCGCUCUCUCUCACACAUUGCUCACACACGCUCUUCUAGGGUUUUUGCUCGCUGCGAGAGAAUGGCUUCGUCAACAAAGGGUUUCGCGAAGGGUUGCAGAGUUCUCAUGGCGGCUGCUAAAACUUCCGCAGCCGCUGCUUCCGCCCAGAAGACCGGCGCCGCCGCGACACGUCCUCCGACCGGCAUUCUGAAGCCGUUGCCGGUCUCACCCUCCCUUGGUGCGUUUCUCGGUGUUUCUGAAGCCUCUCGCACUGACGUCAUCAAAAAGGUCUGGCAGCACAUCAAGCUUAACAAUCUCCAGAAUCCUCAAAACAAGAGGGAGAUCUUUUGUGACGAGAAGUUGAAGACGCUGUUCGAUGGUAAAGAUAAAGUAGGGUUUCUGGAGAUUGCAAAACUGUUGAAUCCGCACUUCAUUAAGUCUUAGUCAUGCUCCUCCCGGAGUAACGGGAUUCAAAUGAACUUCUCUUUUUGUUAGUUAUGGUUGUCCAUGUUUGAGGCCGUGGUCAUGAAUUUGGUUCAGAUGAUCUACUAGGAAAAAUGACUUUUAUGGCUUGUCAAAGUGAAUCGUAUGACUUUUGCUCUCUCCAGUUAUGUUUAUAUAGGUCAAAUUGAAUGUUUUGUUUGUCA
This is a messenger RNA of Rhododendron vialii, 741 nucleotides long. RefSeq names its product upstream activation factor subunit UAF30-like. Gene Ontology annotation, cellular component: nucleus. Lineage: Eukaryota; Viridiplantae; Streptophyta; Magnoliopsida; Ericales; Ericaceae. The transcript is spliced from 2 exons. Bases 176 to 538 code for a protein of 120 amino acids. The record is from RefSeq and is a predicted model, not a curated record.